AUGUCACCUGCAGAAGCGCUCCAUCGCCAUCAAUCCUCUCUCGAAGGGAUCCUCGAUUUCUCCGCACAGCCUCCCUUGACCCCAGCUCAACGCCUCUCAGCUGGUCGCCGAUUCGAUCAGUUGGUGAACCAUUUCGACGCUCCCGAUGACAGCUGCAAGGACUACGACCGAGUGAAACUUGUUCGGCUUACAUACGAGUAUGCGCGUUCUGAGGAGUCCAAGGGAUACUUCUUGCGUGCAUUCUUUGAAUCUGCGGGCAUUCCAAUUGAUGCGGAUCAGGAGGACAUCGACCUGACCGAUGCAGACAAACAGGCCAAGCUCCGCGAUUCGUUCGUCAACUUUGCAGAGUACCUGUUCGAGAACUUCUUCUUACCAUUGAAGUCGUCUACCAAGAAGACCCCCCAACCCUCCCCUGCAUCCCACUCAGCAGUCCAACGAGCGCAGGGAGGCGAAGGACAGAAUUUCCUUGGAACGCCAGAACGUGUGUCAGCUCUUCGGGGUGCUUGUCUGCUCCGCGAUCGUCAUCGCUGCGUCAUAUCACGGAAGUUUGACGAUAAGGAGGCCCUUAGGCGCAUGCAAGAUGCGCGUAGACAAGGCGGCGUAGCUCAAGAUGAUGAUGGAAACCCUCUUGUAAAAGGACAGGGUUAUGACUCUCUUGAAGUUGCGCAUAUUAUGCCACAUUCACUCACUCAGCUCAAUGCAAGCAAGCAACUGGACUCUUCCAAGGAAGCGGCAUUGGCGAUUCUUAAUAUGUUCGACAAUGGGGCUGCAUUUCUGGUUGAAGGAACUGAAAUCGAUCGGCCUCGUAAUGCCCUGACCCUCACUCAUAGGCUGCACGGCUUCUUCGGCGACUUCCAGAUCUAUUUCGAGCCCGUUGACCAAGAGCUGCAUACGUACCGAAUCAAUACUUUCAUCCAGGAUAUUAUGGAGUACGAGUUCCCCAUCACUCGAACGCUCUACCUCACCGAAUCACGAACCAUUGAUCCCCCUUCGCCCCGGCUGCUCUCGAUUCAUAACGCCAUUGCCCACAUUCUCCAUCUGUCUGCAGCAGGGGAAUACAUCGACAGAAUACUGCAGGACCUGGAGGAACAUGGUGUUCGGGAAGAUGGUUCUACUGAACUGGACCGUUUCGUGAAGCUACGACUGAAUGGCUGGUCAGUCGGCGAAGUCAAUGGUUAG
Fusarium poae is the source of this 1179-nucleotide messenger RNA. RefSeq lists its product as uncharacterized. The transcript is spliced from 3 exons. Bases 1 to 1179 code for a protein of 392 amino acids. The record is from RefSeq and is a predicted model, not a curated record. NCBI's taxonomy places the organism in Eukaryota, Fungi, Ascomycota, Sordariomycetes, Hypocreales, Nectriaceae.